Molecule: messenger RNA, 5989 nt
Organism: Monodelphis domestica (gray short-tailed opossum)
Lineage: Eukaryota; Metazoa; Chordata; Mammalia; Didelphimorphia; Didelphidae
Gene: MYCN
Product: MYCN proto-oncogene, bHLH transcription factor
Biological process (GO): regulation of DNA-templated transcription
Molecular function (GO): DNA-binding transcription factor activity; protein dimerization activity
Source: RefSeq, a predicted model, not a curated record
CCUCCCCCUCCGGGUGUGUCAGAAUUUGGGGCUUAAGAAUAUCCCGGCGCAGCGCGGCGCCGCAGUCCGUGACAGGAGGGCGGCGGAGGCGGCGGAGCGGGCCGCAGGGAGGGAGGAAGGGCCGCCCAGGCUGCUGCUGCUGCCGCUACUGCUGCAGCUGCCGCCGCUGCCGCUGCCGCCGCCGCCGCCGCCGUCGCCGCCGCUGCUGCUUCUGCUGCUGCCGCCGCCGCCGCCCCCGCCGCUGCCCAGGCUGCAUAGGAGCCUCCGGCGCUGCGGCUGCCUCUGCGGCUGCCUCUGCCGCUGCUUCUGCCCCGCGCCUGUGCCCGCUCCCUGCUGCCGCCACCGGCUGGAGGCGCUCCCUCCCCGCGCUCCGUCCGUGGCUCCCGCACUCCCUCCCCGCCGCCGCCACCAUGCCGGUGGGCGCCGCCGCGGCCCCCAAGAACCCGGACCUGGAGUUCGCGUCGCUGCAGCCCUGCUUCUACCCGGACGAGGACGACUUCUACGCGGGCGGCCCGGACGCGGCGCCCCCCGGGGAGGACAUCUGGAAGAAGUUCGAGCUGCUGCCCACGCCGCCGCUGUCCCCCAGCCGCGCCGGCCCCGGCGGCGGCCCCGGCGGGCUGCCCAGCCCCGCGGCCGCCUGGCCCGGGGGCGGCGAGCCCCCCGACUGGGCGUCUGAGCUGCUGCUGCUGCCGCCGCCCGAGGCCGAGCCGUGGGGCACCCCGGGGGGCCUGGCGCACGCGGCCUGGGGCGAGGCGAACCUCAGCGCCUUCGUGCUGCGGGACUGCAUGUGGAGCGGCUUCUCCGCGCGGGAGAAGCUCGAGCGGGCCGUCACGGAGAAGCUGCAGGCGGGUCCCCGGGGGGCCAAGGCCUCCGUCACCGCCUCCGCGCAGCCCGCCAGGGCUGCUGCUGUCGCGCCCUCCGGGGCCCCCGAGCUGUGCAACCCCGCCUCCGAGUGCGUGGACCCGGCCGUGGUCUUCCCCUUCCCGGUGACCCAGCGCCAAGCUGCCCCCUCCCCCGCGGGGGUGUCGGGGGGCGCCAGGCAGCACCCCCGGGGCUCUGGGGGAGACACCAGGACCAACAGCUGCUCCGGGGACGACACCCUGAGCGACUCAGAUGAUGAAGAGGAGGAGGAGGAGGAGGAGGAAGAGGAGGAGGAGGAGGAGGAGGAGAUCGACGUGGUGACGGUGGAGAAGCGCCGCGCGGCGGCCUCCAGCAGCCCCAAGGCGGUCACCACGUUCACCAUCACGGUGCGCCCCAAGAGCGCGCGGGCGCCCCCGCCCCCGCCGGCGGAGGCGGCCCCCAAGCGCUGCGCGCCCAUCCACCAGCAGCACAACUACGCGGCGCCGUCGCCCUACGCCGAGAGCGAGGACGCGCCCCCCCCGAAGAGGCCGCGGGCGUCCGAGGCGCCCCCGCGGCCCCCCCGCGGCGCGCCGGCCCCGCCGCCCAAGGCCAAGAGCGCCAGCCCGCGGCACUCCGACUCGGAGGACAGCGAGCGGCGGCGCAACCACAACAUCCUGGAGCGGCAGCGGCGCAACGACCUGCGCUCGAGCUUCCUGACGCUGCGCGACCACGUGCCCGAGCUGGUGCGCAACGACAAGGCGGCCAAGGUGGUGAUCCUGAAGAAGGCCACCGAGUACGUGCGCGCCCUGCAGGCCGACGAGCAGCGGCUGCAGCUCGAGAAGAAGCGGCUCAUCGCCAAGCAGGAGCAGCUGCUGCGCAAGAUGGAGCACGUGCGGACUUGCUAGGCCGCCGCCGCCCCGCCGCCGCCACUUUGCACACUUUGAGGGUUCCGGAAAAGGGUGGACAUGAAGAAUGUUUCACUGUCACACGCGGCGGGCGGGGCACGGACACACGGACCGGACAGACGGCCGCCCCGCCCCGCCCCGCCCUGGUGCUCCUCCUGUACAGAUUCCGCUUUGCCUUGGCCGGCGCGGCGCGGCGAGGAGCACGUCCGGCCUGUCCCGCCGCCGCCACAUUUGAUACUUCUAUUUUCGUACGAAAAUGAGUUGUGAGAGGGCCGAGCGCGCCGAGGGACGCCCGACCGCGCCCGGCCCCGCGUCUCCAGGGCUGCCCCAGGAGCGCUUAAAAUACCUCAUCUGUGGAAAUAAAGUCACUGAACGCGCCGCCGCCUCCUCGCUUGCUUCUGGGAGCAUCCUCGGGGGCCCGCCCCCCCGCUCUGCCGGGCCGUGGAGUCUUAGGUAGUGAGCUCCCCGGCAGGCGCGGGGAACCCACAUUCAAGGCAGGAAUGGCAGGGAAACACCCGGAACGAUCCGCCUUCGGCGGGAAGCCCAGGCCGGAGGGGCCGGGAGGGACCUGGGAAGGGGGUGGAUGGGUUUGGGGGACCCCAGGAAGGCGGCGGCCCCCGAGAGCGGACGUCCCCCCCAGUGGGACCAGGUUCCAGCGCCCGCCUGCCCACCUUACCUCGGCCGAGUCACUGAAGCUCUGGGCCUCUGUUUCCCCAUCCCGGCGCCCAGGAGGGGGCCCUUCUGUCCCCCGGGGCAGCCCCGACCCAGAAGCAUGGGGGGGGGAGGGGGAGGGGAGGCCCCAGACUCCCUGGGUGGAAGCCUUCUCCAGGAUAAUGGGCCUCCCCUGUUUGGAAAGCCUCCGUCUGGGUCUCAAGGAAGAUAGCGACUGGGGGGGCCCCAGUGGUUCUCUGCGGUGAUCUGGGGAGGCCGAGGGCUCCGUCCUGGUCCCCAAACCCGGCGUCUUCUGGAAUCUGAAUCGGCCGCUCCCAGGGCUGCUCAGGGGCCUCACCCCUUCCCGGCGCUCUCUUAGGAGCCCGACAGCCUCCCACAUUCUCUGUGGCUCUGCGGGCUGGACAAAGCCUGAAGGUCCCGGAGCACGGUCCGGGCAUGCUGGGGAGAUCGGGGAGCCGGGGCGCCCGACGAGGUAGUCACAAAGCCAAAGAAGCUCGGGAUGGCUCUGCGGGGGCGCUGGCUGGGCACCCACGGAACCGCCUCCAAACAAAGGCCCUUCAGAGCUCCCGGCCUCCUCGGGGUGCCGGUCUAGGAUGGAAGGAGCCUCGAGGGCACACGCUGGGCAUUGGGUUCCCGCAGCCUCCCCAAAGGUUGGGAAUUGGGGAGGGAACCCCAGACACAUCCGAGGGAGAUGGAGGAGACCUCAUCUGGGGAAGGCCCAGCCUCUGCCUAGAAAGCCCUCCGCUGAGGGGGAGCUCACUACCUCCCAAGGCAGCUUGGGGUGGAGAGCAUCUCUGCCCCCUGCUUUGGGAGAUGCUGAGAUCCUGGGGAUGGAGACUGAGGCAUCCAGCCAAAGGGACAGACAGCUCAGUUCAACGACCAUUCGUCAAUGGAGGACUGACAGUGCUGUAUUUGAAUUCAGAGGACCUGAGUUCGAGUGCAAUGCUUCCUACCUUGGAUGAGGCAGUUUUGUAAAAUGGAAGAAUUGGACGGAAGAUGCUCGGUGAGUUCUCCUUCAGCUCUGAAAUCUGCUCCUGCGCUCCCUCCUCGUUUGUCUCAUCCCAGCCUCCACCCUGGACCACAGCCUCUGCCUCCUUCGCUCCUACCUUGGGCCGCUGAGCAGAGCUGCGGGAUGCCACCCGAGCGAGCUGCCUGGCUACAGGGCGAAUUCCAGCAGCUGGCGAGGCCGUCCUUCCAUCCUCCCUCACGGCUCCCCGAACUCCUCCCAAGAAGCUCCUGCAGACCUUUGCUCGUCUCCUCCAGCCUCCCCAAAGGUGCCCUUUGCCAGCCCCCUCUGCCUCGCCCCAUCCCUUCCCUGCUGCCCCCUGGUCACGCCUCUCUCGAAGCGGCCCUUCCCCGCCGCCUUCACAGGCUCCCGUCUUGCCCAGCCUGAAGACGCCUUCCACAGUCUGCCCUUCCCUCCGUCCGGGACCCCGAGCCUCCCUUUCUCAGCCCAACCCCUGGGCAGAGCCGAGGUCACGGCCUCCUCCUGGCACUCCUCAGCCCUGGAUCGUCCGGGACCAGCAGAGCCCCGACUCUGGCGUGUCUGGGACGCUGCCCAGCGCCCGGCUGUCCUCUCUGCCCCUGCCUCUUCCCCUUUCUCCGGACCCCGUCCCUGCCGCGUCACGCCAACCACUCCAGCCCUGCCCAGCCUCCGCCUCCUGGCCGUGGCCCCCCGAGGGUCCGUCUCCUCCGGCCUCUCCACCCACUGCCGCCCUCUUGGUCCAUCCUCGCCACCUCCCGGCUUCAGGUCUCUGGCAGCGAGGUGGCGCCGUGGGUGGGACGCUGGGCCUCCACUCUGGCCUCGGAUGCUGACUCGCCGCAGGGCCCUGUGCAAGUCACUUCUGUGCUCCUCUGUGGCAUGCCAGGGAGAAGGAAAUGGCCAGCCGAGAAAGCCCCGGAAUGGGUGUCACCAGGAGCGCGGCGAGCUCGGCCGGGCUCCUGCCCCUCAGGGAAUUCCCGGCCUCUGUGCCUCGAGGCUUGCCUGGAACCGCCCCCUCUGGUCUCGGUGCCCUUCAGGGGGCCCCAGUUUGUCUUUCUAGCUUUACCUUCUUCCCCAUCCAGAACCCUGGGACCACGUGGCCAAACUGGCCGUCUCGAUGUCUCCCACACGCAGUGUUCCCUCUUCUGUGGCCGUGCAUUUGCACUGGCCUCCCCCAUGCCUGAACCCCCCUCUGUCCUCACCUCCAUCCCCUAGAAUCCCUCUCUUCCUUUACAAAGAAGUUCGAGUGCCACCUCCUCCAGGAAGCCUUCCUGAUGUCCACCUGCUUCUUUCCUCCCUCCCUCCAAGAGUGAUUCAUUGUGGGGAUCCCCAGGCCAGCAAUAGCAGGGCUUCGGUAAGUUCUUGUCUACCGACCUGGUGAUGCAGACAUCCCUUCUCAGCCUCCUCCAUCCGUCCUGGAAUGCUCGCAUCAUUGCGUCUUGAAGGGGGUCCUGGCUAGGACUGGGGGGGGGGCCGGUUUGAGGUCCUCUGGUCAGUUGUGUCUCUGAGGCUGCCACGGUGCCCCCUUUUCCCCUCCUCUCCAGGGUCUCCACUGGAAUCCCAGCGCCACAUACUGGGAUCGUGUGGGGGUGAGUAUGGCCAUCCGCUGGAAGCGUGGGGAAUGUCUGGCCCCCUGGACUGUGGGGGACCCCUCCUUGCUCCAGGAAGCCCCUGGCAGGGUUUUCACUUGUCCGCAGCCUGGUCUGGGCUCGAGGGCACUCCUGACUCUGCCCAGACCUUAAUCUCUCUUUCUAACCCUUUGUCUGACACAUCCUUUUCUCCCCUCCCAGACAGUGGUGAGGUGACUGGAGACCGAUUUGCCCACCUUUGGCUAUUUCCUGCAUUUUAGGGAUGGAGGUCAGGUAUGGCCUCCUUUCUGGGGGCCUCUAGGACCAGGGGUCAGCCCUUGGCGGAGAGCCCCUCCUUCAGAGUUAGAGGCUGGACUGCUGUCUCUUCUGUUAAAGGGCUCUGGGAUGGGGAAGGCCUUUUGGAUUGUUUUUCUUUUAAACUCUCACCUUCUGUCUUAGAAUUAAUAUUGUAUAUUGGUUCCAGGGCAGAAGAGCAGUAAAGGCUAGGCAAUGGGGGUUAAGUGACUUGCUCAGGGUCACACAGCUGGGCAGUGUCUGAGGCCACAUUUGAAUCCGGGAUCUCCCAUCUCUAGGCCUGGCUCUCCAUCCACUGAGCCAUCCAGCUGCCCCUGGAUUGUUUUAAAGGAAAGCCCCAGGUUCUAUGUUACAAAUAAGCCUUCUUGGGAAAGAAACAAGUCUUCUACUAUCACUCCUACCAGCUCUGAGUAGAUAGUGUGUACUAGAACAUCAGAGCUCUGAUGAACCUGAGAAAAGAGAUCGGGAUGUCAGGCCUGGGGGGUGGGGCUUAGAACAGGGGAUGUCAGGGCUGGGAGGGGGCUUAGAACAGGGGAUGUCAGAGCCAGGUCCGCAAUCCCAUCUCUAUUAUCUGUGUUUGCAUUCCAACUUUUCUCUCCCAGACUCAGCUCCAUGACAUCAGGAGCCACACCGUGGUUAUUUUGGCGCCCCAGUUGGGGCUAUCUUCUGUUAUGUUCUAAUUGCUUAAUAAAAUGUUCAUUGAGUGA